Molecule: messenger RNA, 2565 nt
Organism: Pseudozyma hubeiensis SY62
Lineage: Eukaryota; Fungi; Basidiomycota; Ustilaginomycetes; Ustilaginales; Ustilaginaceae
Product: potential fungal zinc cluster transcription factor
Exons: 1
Coding region: 1-2565 (854 amino acids)
Biological process (GO): regulation of DNA-templated transcription
Cellular component (GO): nucleus
Molecular function (GO): zinc ion binding; DNA-binding transcription factor activity, RNA polymerase II-specific
Source: RefSeq, a predicted model, not a curated record
AUGCCGGAGCUGACUGACACCAGCCCUGGAAACGAAGCUGUAGCCGCGAGCGACGGUCAGACUGGACAUUCUGAUGCCGGUUCGUCUAUAUUGAACCAAGAUGGAUCGCUCCACUCCAUUUCUCGUGAUCACAUUGAUCCGAUAUACCAGCACGACUCGGGACACACUCGUGACGACGCCCGGGAAUCCCUUGCCAGGGCAAGCAAGGCUAAAGGACCUGAUUCGCUGCGUCGGUCUCAGGCUUGCCUUGCGUGUAGGAAGAGGAAGCUCCGAUGUGAUGCAAAGAAGCCUACGUGCACUCGUUGCGAGAAAGCUUGGCUUGCAUAUCACUCCGCUUCCAAUGAGGCUUCCUCUUCGUCCAGCGUCGCGCCGCCUUGCGAAUACGAUACGUCUAUCCUGGCCAGGAUUUUCAAGCGAAGCAGCCCAGAGGACUCUACGCACGCAUCGAUUUCACAACAAUCACCAUUCGUGGGUCACCGCGAUGCCGACGUGACCCGAGACAAUCGACUCACCGACAACGAACAGCUCCGCGCCCAGAUCUCGCGUCUUCAAGAACAACUCCGACGUAGCGAGGCGAUCGUCAACUCACAGUCGACGAGAGAGAGCUCGAUCGCGGGCGUCGAUCCACGCCAAUCCGCCACUUUGCCCUCCCAACCUACCGUGACGUCCUCUUUGGAACGUGCUGGAGACCGGCGAAGCGAUGGGCUCUCUUACAAGCGAUCCAAGUAUCUACAUGACGAUGGAGAUGCAUUGGAAACGAGACAAGGAAGCCAAGGGCCCUCAAUGUACGACUCCGCCCAGGCGCUGACAAAAUCUCGUGACACGGGAUCCGGGUCACCAUGGCGGCAAAUGGACGAGAAGGCCGCAGAUCGGCAGGCUGCCCAUCGCGUCUCGGCUCCUUCUUCUUCGGUUUUGAGCUGGAGGGAAUCCAUCACCGAAUCCGUUUCGGCAAUAACCAGCCGUUCGGCGCCGCCGCACCAUGGCCAAGACUCCAGCAUGCGCUCGAAUCACGGCUCUGCUUUCGGGUCCGCAGUCCCGCCGGUGCCCAGCAAACAGGUGUUGGACCGACUCAUCCAGGUUUGCCGCUACGAGUCCUGGCUAUUCUCGGCUAUCAACAGCUACGCGCUGACCGACGUCGCUGCUCUUCUAGAGACAGUACCGAGCCCUGAAGAGGAGCGCUUAGUAGCGCAAGCUCUGAUGCUGUCAUGCGUGGCGACCGGCUUGCCGCUGCUAUCUUCGACGACGACUACAGGUAUCAGCUUCUCAUCAGCCUGCCAGACAAUCAAUGCGCUUCUCAGAUCCCAAUCGCAUUCCGACCUCCCCAUCCUCGACAGUCCGGGAUGGAUCCCAGCAGUCACAAAAAUCUACGCCAACGGUGCGCGCGGCUUGCUCCAUCAAGUCACCACGAGGUCACCUGGAAGUCUUUCGCCUGCCUCUUUCAUGGUUCGCCUUCUGCUCGUCGAGCUCUCCCAAUCUCAAUCGACUACAUCCUCGUCGCAAGCGGACCUUGCUUUGGCAGUCGCCGACGCUCGUCUGUUACAGCUCUACAGCAGUGCCUCCAACGCUCACCCGCGACUUUCGUCAGGCGUCUCACAACCAUCGAAUCUCGCCAGAGCACUGCGCGGGCUGAUGCAGAGCAGAGAAGAGACACUUGCUUUUUGGAGUCUGUUUGUGCACGAUUGCUUUCAAAGUCGCCUUGCUCUACUUCCCACCACUUUGGAGAGACAGAGCAUCCACAGAGCUUUUCCUCGACAGAAAUACAGUGACGCCAUCAACCCGUCACAGCGUAGCGCAGACCAAGCGGAAGCGAGUCUGGGACGACAACGCCGUGUUCCAACAUUCCAUGCAUCGGAUACCUCGAUGUCGCUACUCGUCAAGGUCAGCUUAGUGCUGGACGAAUGCUACAGCUAUAGCGUCGCCGAGCGUCAGUGGAAUCGUUCAUCGGAAGCAGCUCAAGAUAGCAGUCUGGGCGGCUCAAGGCAAGAUCGCGAUGAUGCCUUUAGAGCCGCACAUGAAAGUAUUCGCCACUCGAGAGUGAUGCUGUCCCACUACGACGAGCGCCUGCUAUUGCACUCGGACGCGUCUGUCGGUGACCGUGCCGGCGGCGGCUCUCGGUCGCGCGACGGGCUAUUGGCGACCUUGAUGAUGCAGGACAAAAUACGCUUUGCGGCAGAGGUGACGCAUCAUCUAGCUGUACUCGGUCUGUUCGAGACGGAGAUUGACAUCAUGCAGCCAUCUGCUCGAGGCGACGAUGAGGUUCGAAGCAGGAUCUUGAACGCGGCGGUCUGGCUCUCACGCCUUGCGGGUAUGGCUCUGCAGGAUGCGAGUUUUCUUUUCAGCUUUCCGUCCGUGUGUUCGGUCGGCUUUUUCAUUGCGGCUAGGUGGAUGGUGAACCUUCAACUUGGCAGCAAGGACGAGCUCGAAACAGAUAUUUCGACGCUGACGGCGGUCCUCAGGGAACGCGGCCAGCUCUAUAGCAGAGAUGGUGAGUAUUGCUGCCUGUCCUGGUCACUCGUGGUACGAGACGAAGCGUCGACGACACUUGUUUGGCUGCUCUGCACUUGA